UAAAGAAAUGUCUUUUUGGAGUGAAGUAGAUGAACGUUUUGAGCUAUUUUGUUCUUAUCGCUUGUAAGAUAUGAGAAUAAUAUUGUUAUCUAAAAACUGUGCAAUUGGCUUUUAUAUAUGUUAAAUGUGAUGUAAUUGUGUUUAAAUUUCUUGAACGUGAUAAUUUGUUUGUGAAGUGCCACAAAGUCAAGAUUAGUUCGUGCUCCCUAGCCGUGCUUUAUUAGUGGAAACGAUUCAAUAAAGCCAAGAAAUGCAAGCUAUCAAAUGUGUUGUGGUUGGAGACGGAGCCGUCGGUAAAACAUGUCUACUCAUCAGUUACACCACAAACGCCUUUCCCGGGGAAUACAUACCUACAGUAUUCGACAACUACUCGGCGAAUGUGAUGGUGGAUGGUAAACCAAUUAACCUGGGCCUAUGGGAUACCGCGGGUCAAGAGGACUACGACCGCCUGCGACCUCUCUCCUAUCCACAAACAGACGUGUUCCUCAUAUGUUUCUCACUCGUUAAUCCAGCGUCCUUUGAAAACGUUCGAGCUAAGUGGUAUCCGGAGGUGCGACAUCAUUGUCCAUCAACACCCAUCAUCCUAGUGGGCACCAAACUUGAUCUACGCGAAGACAAGGAAACUAUUGAGAAGCUCAAGGACAAAAAACUUGCGCCCAUCACCUAUCCACAGGGUCUCGGUAUGGCGAAGGAGAUCAAUGCUGUAAAGUACCUGGAAUGUUCAGCGCUGACGCAGAAGGGUCUGAAGACUGUGUUCGACGAGGCCAUACGCGCCGUGCUCUGUCCCGUACAACCGAUACGGCCGAGGCGGAAAUGCGUACUGCUCUAAGGUAACGUAGCCGUAAUACAAAGGCGGUGUUAACAGCGUAGCUUUCUAAAUAAAUAGAUCGCACCGGAGAUCCGUCUCUAACGCAGUUUAGACGCGCGUGCAAAAGGACUGCAAUAAGCAUACCAUACGAUGUUAAUUUUUACUGUUAACGCAUAUUAUUGUAACGUGGGUCGGUGUGAAUGAGUCCGUAUGUAAUCGCUUUGUAAUGUAUAACCUGUCACUGGCAGUUUUUCAUCGUAACCUUUUUUGUUUGAGCUGCAUUGUCUAUGGAAUUUGGAUCGCCCAUUGCGUCAUUGGACGUUCUAAGUUUGAAAUCGUCGUGAUGCUUUGGAUCGUUCACAUUCUGCCGUGAAAUUUAUUUAGGCACUGAAUAUACGAGUUGGUUACUGCUUUUGUAAAUUAUGCAGCAGUGUUUUGUACAAUACCGGGACCUUAUUAUAGAGGUUUCGCUAAAUUAAUCUUUGUGCGGUGUUUUUAUUUUAAUACAAUAAUUGUAUUUAAUUCAAACAAAAAAUGUCAGUGACUUUUGGAAUUAUCAAAUCUAUAUUUAUCAAAUUCUUUGAAAAAAAUAACAUGCGACAUUCCUGUAUUGUUUCAAAGCCCAUUAAAACACGUUCGGUACAAAUUUGUUAAAUAACUUUUCGAUGGAUUAAUAAUAGUUUUCAUUGAUAUACUUGGUGAUUAGAGAAAAAAAUGGAAUUGUUGAAAUUUGUGUUAGACAGAGAUUAUAUUUUUCGAUUUUAAUUAUUGCUUAUUAGUUUUUUUUCUUCCUGUUUGUUAUAUUUCAAUGUAGAUGUCGAUAAGUACAUACAUUAUUUGUUAAGAAUAUGAAUGUUACGUGGUAGCGUAAAAUGGGAACUUGGUUUUCUAAAGCUUUCUUUUUCAUUAAUGCUUGAGCUUCUGUCAAAGCGUUAGAUAAUUUUAUUUAUUAUCAAAUCAAUUGAAGAAUUUUUCUAUUGUUGGAUAUUUCAUACAUUAGAAAGAAUACUCAGGCUAACAGAAGUGGUACUACCAAAUGUUAUUGCAAUUAAAAAUGUUUGAAAUACUUUUUAUGUUACCUUCAAUACACCUUUUGAUUAUUACAACUUUUGCUUAGCGACUGUUCAAUAAAUAUAUAGACAAUUCAAUUCUUAAAAUUCGUCACAAAUAAAGAAACCAAUGAUCUAUCCUCUAAUUAUUUUAGACAAUGAUUAACUUUCAACUGUAUACCGCUUUGAUAGAAGCUAAAAUCGCUGAGUAGAAACGCCCGUGCAAAUGAAUGCCCAAUGCGUUACAUACAUAUCGGUGAAACUAGCUAAGCUUAGUAAGGAUGUUACAGUUUGAUUGUUUGGCGACAGAGGCAAAAAAAAUAGAAAGGUUUUUUAUGUUGGUAAAUCAAAUAUAUCACGCCUUAAAGUCCAGAAGAGUCUAAACCAGUAUCUGUUAUACCAAGCGGCCAGUUUUCAUGGCCCAUUGUAAAAUAAUAACUGAACAAUUGGGUUAUU
Messenger RNA from Diatraea saccharalis (sugarcane borer), 2313 nucleotides. Lineage: Eukaryota; Metazoa; Arthropoda; Insecta; Lepidoptera; Crambidae. The record is from the annotation of a GenBank genome assembly.